Messenger RNA from Acytostelium subglobosum LB1, 1917 nucleotides. RefSeq lists its product as hypothetical. Gene Ontology annotation, molecular function: protein binding. Bases 1 to 1917 code for a protein of 638 amino acids. Lineage: Eukaryota; Evosea; Eumycetozoa; Acytosteliales; Acytosteliaceae. The record is from RefSeq and is a predicted model, not a curated record. The transcript is spliced from 5 exons.
AUGUCUUGGAGCAGGUGUAGCAUCAAUGGCAACAAGUCAAUGCCUGUGAGGUGUGCACAUUCAUCUGUCACAAUAGCUUCAACAAACUCUAUAUAUACAUUCGGUGGAUGGGAUGGUGCACAGGUGUUGGAGGAUUUGAUCAGAUUCGAUAUAGACACAUCAUCAUGGGACUUCCCUCUACCUGUCAAUGGCAAGAAGCCAUCAAAGAGAGCAGGUCACAGCUGUACCAGACUAUCAAACGACACAAGCUUUAUCAUCUUUGGUGGAUCAGAUGGUGAACACUACAACUCUGAUGUCUACCUCUUUGACAUUGAUAAGAUGCAAUGGAGUGAGAUACAGACAACUGGAACGAUACCACAGUCUAGGUCUAGACAUAGUGCCACACUGGUACAGGGACAGAACAAAGUAUAUAUAUUUGGAGGAUCAGAUGGCCAUGGCAUAUCAAACUCACUCUAUGUACUGGAUGUCCUGACGUGGAAGUGGUCCAUUCCCAACUGUAUCGGUGAUCCACCACCCGCGACAUGGGGACACACUUCCUUCCUCUACAACAACUGUCUAUACUUCUAUGGUGGAUGCUUGGGCGACUCAAUGUCUGGCAACAUGAACAUCCUUAACCUAUCCAAUCAUGAAUGGAAAGUGAAUGUAAAGGUUGAUGUCGAGGCUGGUGGAGUAGCACCUGUGAGCAGAGCAGGCCACUCGUGCACAUUGUAUAAAGACAGAGCGAUUGUGUUUGGUGGCGCCACAGACAAUGAUAAGAUACUCAAUGAUACGUUUGUCUUGGACAUUGAGGCAAUGUCAUGGAAGAAGUUCUCUGGCGACAAUACACCGACGUUACGAUGCGCUCACACUGUCGAGCAUGUAAAUAAUAGGUUCUACAUAUUCGGAGGCAGCGAUGGCAAGCACUACUUCAAGGACAUAUCGAUACUGGACGCCGACAAGGUCAUUGCCAAGAUUGAACAGGCACCCAAGAAGAGAGUGCGACUAAGACCCAUCAAGAACUCGAAUGAUCCUGCUCCAUUGACCUCAUCAUCAGACAACACAACGACUUUGACAUCAUCGACAACUACUACUACUACAUCCAAUACAAAGACAUCACCUUCCAACUCCUCAACAACAUCCAACAACAAUGUAUCUUCGUCCGCCAAGCAUGCCAACACUGCAGUCACCAACUCCACGCCAUCGCCAGCAUCAAGUACCAAUGGUGUUGGUCAUAAUGAACCGUAUCAACCUCCAUCAUCAAGAGGCAACACCAACAAUUCAUUGAACAAUAGCAACAACAAGGUCAACAACAGCAACAACAACAACAACAAUCAUGCACCAGCCCCUCCACAGCCACCAUUAUCAAAGAGUCAAACCAGUCUAAAGAUCAUUCCUCCAUCGCCACCCAUUCGCUCAACUCCUCCUCCUCCACAACCAAUGCCAUCCAAGUUGAAGAAAGCUGCAACUCCAUCCCCUACAGCUGCCCCAAUCAUCAUUGAACCAAGGAUCCAGAAGCCAAAGCAGAUCAUUGAAUGGCUACAAAGUAUCAACUUGUCAAAGUAUGAGAGCAACUUUAUUCAGAAUGGAAUCACUCUUGAUAUCUUGGACUACCUGACAGAGCAACACCUGAUUGAUGACCUCAAGAUUCCAACAUUGGGCGCUCGUCUAAAGAUACUCAACUGCAUUCAGCUGGAGAAGGCCAAACAGCUGGCCAAACACAAAGAGAGAGAUGAGAAGGAGGUACUGAGGGAAUCGAUCGAGAGUCUCAAGGUGAUGGCCGACUCGCUCUCAGCCUCUGUCCAAACACUCAGCAUGUCAUUGAAGCCGACGCCAACCCAUACCUCCUAUCAGAACGGACACACCAGUCCCAAUCUGAUGGGAAUGAACAAUGGACGAGGACGCAGAGGGUCCAAUGCCUUUGAGCAUCCAUUCAAAUGA